Xenia sp. Carnegie-2017 is the source of this 1753-nucleotide messenger RNA. RefSeq names its product mitochondrial-processing peptidase subunit beta-like. The transcript is spliced from 17 exons. NCBI's taxonomy places the organism in Eukaryota, Metazoa, Cnidaria, Anthozoa, Malacalcyonacea, Xeniidae. Gene Ontology annotation, molecular function: metal ion binding; metalloendopeptidase activity. Gene Ontology annotation, cellular component: mitochondrion. The record is from RefSeq and is a predicted model, not a curated record. The coding region runs from base 28 to 1455 and encodes 475 amino acids.
AUCUUCCUUCUUCCUCUCUCAAGAAAAAUGGCGUCAAAAAUUCCAAUUUUGCGAACACUUUUACAGGGCUCUCUGCUUCGUAAAACUACGAAGGCUACAUAUGCUCGCUGUUUUGGUACGUCAGCUGCUUAUCAAGAGUCUCUCUACAAUGUUCCUGAAACCAAGGUAACAACUUUGGCAAAUGGUCUACGCGUUGCCACGGAGAAUUCUGGUAUACCAACAGCAACUGUUGGACUAUGGAUUGAUGCUGGCAGCAGAUUUGAAACAGAACAGAACAAUGGUGUUGCACAUUUUCUUGAGCACAUGGCAUUUAAAGGAACACAGCGCCGCACUCAGCUACAAUUGGAAUUAGAAGUUGAAAAUGCUGGAGCUCAUUUAAAUGCCUAUACUUCACGAGAACAAACAGUUUAUUAUGCAAAAUGUUUCAGUAAAGAUAUGGAUCAAGCUGUUGACAUUCUUGCUGAUAUCAUUCAAAAUUCAAAACUUGGUGAACAGGAAAUUGAACGAGAGCGUAGUGUGAUUUUGCGUGAAAUGCAGGAAGUGGAUACUCAACUGGAAGAAGUUAUAUUUGAUCAUCUUCAUGCGACUGCUUAUCAAGGAACUGCAUUAGGAAGAACCAUUUUGGGACCAACGGAAAACAUCAAGAGUAUCAAUCGAGAAGAUCUUUUGGCAUACAUCAACAAACACUACAGUGCACCCAGGAUGGUUCUUGCUGCGGCUGGUGGUGUUGACCAUGAUGCUUUGGUAAAGCUGGCCGAGAAACAGUUUAGUGGACUGAGGUCUACCUACGAGGAAACUGACGUUCCAGAACCGUGCAGAUUUACCGGUAGCGAGAUUCGAGUCCGUAACGACGAUAUGCCAUUGGCACAUAUAACGUUGGCUGUUGAAGGUUGUGGAUGGACGCAUCCUGAUUAUUUUGCGUUGAUGGUCGCCAAUGUGUUGGUGGGAAAUUGGGAUCGAUCCUUCAGCGGAGCUCAUAACGUUUCCAGUAAACUUGCACAGGACGUGUCCGAAUACAACCUCGCUCACAGUUUCAUGUCAUUUAACACUUGUUAUACAGAUACUGGAUUAUGGGGUAUAUACAUGGUCUGUGAUCGGAUGACUAUUGAUAACUUGGUUUAUGUGAUACAAAAGGAGUGGAUGCGAAUUUGUAAUAGUGUGACGGACUCUGAAGUGGAAAGAGCCCGCAAUUUAUUGAAGACUAAUAUGUUGUUCCAACUUGAUGGAUCUACGCCAAUUUGUGAAGAUAUUGGCAGACAAAUGUUGACUUAUGGUCGACGAAUUCCUCUACCAGAAUUGGAUAAAAGAAUUGAUAUGGUCGAUGCCAAGACAGUGAGAGAGGUUGCGACAAAAUAUCUUUACGAUCGUUGUAUUGCCGUCGCUGGUUUGGGUCCUGUUGAACAACUUCCCGACUACAACCGUAUGCGAUCUGGUAUGUUUUGGACGCGUUUAUAAACUACAAGGAAAAUUGUUAAAUUUUGAGGACACCUCAGUUCGCUUAGCAUGCUCGUUCGAAGCGCGUUUUCCCUUCCCUUUACGUUGUAGUACUGUGCAUGUGUGAAAUAUCGUGACAGUUUAGUUGUCUUGAAAAAUGCGAUAAGAAAUUGAGAUUGUGUUUGAUUGUGCAUUAAAAAUUGGUCUUUAAAACGUAUUUUAAACGAUAAGCAUAGUUGUGAUUAGGACAUCUGUUUGCUUGUUUUUCAUUUGUUAAUUGACAACUAGCUGUAAUAAAUUAUAUUGGAGUGAGUGUAAA